AUGAAUCUUCUCCGGCCGCCAUCGUCAAGCUCCAGGCAAGGCAGGGCAGGGAAAGGCAGGACAAGGCAGGGCAGGGGUGCUCCUGUUGCCCUCGCUACCCGAUCUGAUUCGGUAGUUGGUGCUCCCAUCGCCCCUGAUGAUGGAUCUAGUUCGGCCGCCGGAUGUACCCACCAAGUGGGUUUACCAAUUUUCUCUAGUCAAAUGGUCCUUGAUACUGGUGACAUCUCUGCCAAUCAACAAAAGGUUAAAGAUAUUGCUGUUGGGGGCAACUACCUGUCUACCUCCAUUCCGAUUCAAUAUUCUAAAGGAAAUGGAGGACAGCUAUUGUUGUACUACAAAUCACUUCCACCUAUAAGCAAGGCAUAUGGGACAUUGUGUUUCUUUACCACCGUGCUAGUUCGGCUCGGGAUCCUGAAUCGGUCAUUUCUUUACUUAGAUUACCCUUCGGUGUUCAAGAAAUUUGAGGUAUGGAGGCUAUUUACAAGUUUCUUCUUCCUGGGACCAUUUUCCAUAAACUUUGGUAUUCGCCUUCUGAUGAUAGCAAGGUAUGGUGUCAUGUUGGAGAAGGGAGUAUUUGAUAAACGGACAGCAGAUUUCUUGUGGAUGAUGAUAUUUGGUGCCAUCUCACUAUUGGUGGUGUCUGUUAUUCCCCUAUUCAAUACUUACGCAUUGGGAAUACCUAUGGUCAGCAUGCUUGUUUAUGUCUGGAGCCGAGAGAAUCCGAAUGCUCAGAUAAAUAUAUACGGCCUUGUCCAAUUGAGGGCAUUUUAUCUUCCAUGGGUUAUGCUCUUAUUGGAUAUGAUAUUUGGGUCAUCAUUAAUGCCUGGCCUUCUGGGUAUCAUGGUUGGACAUCUCUACUACUUCUUUUCAGUGUUGCACCCUCUUGCCACGGGAAAGAACUACCUCAAGACUCCGAAAUGGGUGUAUCCUUUUACACGGUCAUGGCCAAAGCAUUCUCUCUCAGUUUGCAGUUAUAACUAA
This is a messenger RNA of Miscanthus lutarioriparius, 981 nucleotides long. The record is from the annotation of a GenBank genome assembly. Lineage: Eukaryota; Viridiplantae; Streptophyta; Magnoliopsida; Poales; Poaceae.